AGUGCAUAUUCGCCGACAGCCGCCGCCACCAGCCAGGGUUGACAGUUUGUAUCUUUCAAAUUUAAAUCCGGAAUCGCAUCCGUCACACGCUGCUUCACUUGACCUUAUUUUCUUGAUUAAAAGUCGCAUUUCUAUACAAAAUGAACGACUCAAUUUUAUAUAUCAACGAAUCGAAGGUGAAGAAACUCCUCAAUUGGGAUGACACCUGCAAGGCAGUCGAAACGGCCCUCAGAAUGCAGUUUCUGAAGAAAGCCAUCCAGCCACCACGACUGGUUACCUCCACCCCCGAUGGUCUCACCCUUUACAUGAUGCCUGGAUAUCUACACGAUGGUAUCGCGGGCGUUCUUGCCUGUAAGAUGGUCACCGCUACAGAUAACACGCUACAACCCAGACCUCUACCGAAUCUGAUGGCAAACAUCUCCAUCUUCAAUGAUACCACCGGCGAAUUGAACGCGAUUAUUGCUGGGACUGAGAUUACAAAAUGGCGCACCGCGGCCGCGUCUGUAAUUGCAACAAAACAAUUCCUCCCACCUACGUACAGGGUGCUUGCUAUUCUGGGCGCUGGUGCACAGGCGGAAAUUCACGCCCUGGCGUUCAAGAAAUAUUUUAAUUUCCAACAGAUCCGCAUAUGGAAUCAUAACAUCCUGCGGGCGCACAUGUUGAGCGCUCAAUUGAACAUGAUAUUCCAGGAGAAUCUGUGCAUUGUGAGUAGCUCACUGCAGUAUUGUUUGGAGGAAGCCGAUGUGAUAAUAACAGCUACAUCGUCAUUCGAACCAUUGAUCUAUUUGGACUGGAUUAAACCCGGUGUUCAUAUUAAUGCCGUUGGUGUUUAUGAAGGUCAAGUAAAAGAGAUCGGUUUACCUGUGUACAAAGUAGCAGAUCUCUACGUUGAUUCAGAGGAAAACGCUGCUGUUGAGAUGAAGGAUAUUCUCGCCGAAGGGGUGGACAUCAAGGGUGAACUUGGUGGCAUUAUCGAAGGCGUGGUGCCGAGACCUAACAAACCGCGAGUUACAAUCUUCCAGAGUCUCGGAAUGGCUUCCGAGGAUUGUGCCAUGGCUGGGCUCGUGUACAACCGGUACCAGAUGUCCUUGGAAGUGGACUAAACACGGGAUAAUAAUCUCGGAAUAAAACGUUUUGGACUCUGAACUGUGUAUAUCUGUAUAUAAAUUCAAUGUAAUCAUGAUCAAAUAAAUCUUUCGGCCGAUU
This is a messenger RNA of Dalotia coriaria, 1206 nucleotides long. RefSeq names its product ketimine reductase mu-crystallin. NCBI's taxonomy places the organism in Eukaryota, Metazoa, Arthropoda, Insecta, Coleoptera, Staphylinidae. The coding region runs from base 141 to 1103 and encodes 320 amino acids. The record is from RefSeq and is a predicted model, not a curated record. Gene Ontology annotation, cellular component: cytoplasm. Gene Ontology annotation, molecular function: hormone binding. The transcript is spliced from 5 exons.